Molecule: messenger RNA, 636 nt
Organism: Vicia faba (fava bean)
Lineage: Eukaryota; Viridiplantae; Streptophyta; Magnoliopsida; Fabales; Fabaceae
Source: the annotation of a GenBank genome assembly
AUGAUAGAUGAUACCUCAUUGAACCUUUCCAUACCUCAAGACCAGCUCUUUAGCAUACAUGAUUUUUCACCUAAAUGGGCUUAUGCUGAAUCAGAAAUUCAGGUGUUUAUUAUUGGAACAGUUUUGAAGAGUAAACCAAAUAUGGAAACAUGUAACUGGUCCUGUAUGUUUGGGGAAGUUGAAGUUCCAGCUACUGUUUUAGCUAAUGGAAUUCUAUGCUGUCAAGCUCCACCUCUUGAGAUUGGACUGAUCCCUUUCUACGUAACUUUUUCCAAUAGAUUUGCUUGUAGUGAAGGUACCAGAAAGUAUAUUAAGUUGAAACGUAAGACCGAUGCUGAUCAAUCUAGUUCUGGAACUCCUAAGAAAUCAAAAACUGAACAUGUUCCCUAUGCUGAUAAACAACCGAAUCCUGGCACGGGCCUUGGGAAGGUGGUUCUAAAUGCAAGAGGCAGUUUACCAACAAAAGCUAGCAGAAAGGAUGUGAGGAAGUAUGAUGAUUUUGGCUUACCCAUUGAUGAUGAUGAUAGCUUACUAGUUCCUGAAAAGAAAGAGGGUGAUAGGCCACGGAAGACAACAAACCAACUCCUAACCGAAAUUAACCAAUUCCAACUUUCCAUUUUUCCCAACAACCUUUGA